AUGACGACGACGACGACGACGAUAGCAGAUGUCUGUAAUGUGGUGGUAGGAUUGAAGCCGAUGUUGUUAAUGGUGAUGGUUCAGAUAGCGUUCGCGGCUGUUAAUGUGCUCUACAAGCUCGCCGUCAAUGACGGCAUGAACCUAAGAGUUUUGGUUGCCUAUCGCUUUCUCUUCACCGCCAUUUUCAUGGCUCCCCUUGCUCUUGUUCUGGAAUGGAACAAGAGACCAAAGAUGACUUGGAAGACACUGUUUCAAGCCUUUCUUUGUGGUUUAUUUGGGCUUCUUACUAUAGCUUACUCGGGAAUAGUUGUGUCUGGUGUAAUGGUAGUGGUGAUGUCAUGGUGUAUGCACAUGAGAGGCCCUGUUUAUGUAUCUGCUUUCAAUCCUCUCAUGCUUGUCUUUGUAGCCUUGGCUGGUUGUUUCAUGUUAGAUGAGAAGCUACAUCUUGGAAGGAAUAUUCCAAGGAGCUUCGAAAACUUGACAAUGCUAGAGGAGUUGGAUCUUUUCCAAAAUAACAUGGAGAACAUGAUUCAAGAAGGUCAUUUACCAAGAAGUAUUGGAAACUUGACUGAGCUUCAAUUGUUACGUCUUAUUGCCAAUAACUUGGAAGGAAAUAUUCCUCAAACAAUUGGUGAGCUCACAAACUUGAAAAUUAUACAAUUCUUAUCUAACAAGUUGUCUGGCCAAAUACCAAGGAAUUUUGGAAACUUGACAAAACUUCAAGAGCUAGACCUUGGUGAAUAUAACAUUGAAGGAGAUAUUCCCAAAGAGAUUGGUAAUCUUAAAAGCUUGACAAAUCUAUAUUUAGACCUCAAUCAGUUUUCUGGUCAAAUACCGUCAACAAUCUUCAAUAUAUCUGAGUUGCAAGAGAUUGAUUUAAGUGGGAAUAAUUUGUCAAGAGGCAUUCCUUCUAAUAUAUGCAAUGGACUUCCAAAUUUACAAUAUUUGGCUCUUCAAGACAACAACUUAUUUGGAGCUAUACCAUCUAGUUGGGCACAAUUCAAGCAUCUCAAGGUGUUAAAAUUAGAAGAAAACUUUUUGACAGGAGAUCUACCAGGAGAUAUUGGAAACUUAACUAUGCUUCAAAUGUUAACUCUUGGUUACAAUAACUUAAAAGGUAAUAUUCCAUCAAAUUAUGGGAACCUCACUAAUUUGUAUAAACUCUCUAUAGAAGAAAACAGUUUGAUUGGAAGGAUUCCAACAACAAUUAGUAGCAUACAAGAUCUUCAGUAUUUGAGUCUUGAAGGUAAUAAGCUACAUGGUGCAAUCAUUGAAGAGCUAUGUGGAAUGCCAAGACUUGCUUAUUUAUAUCUAAGUGAGAACAAGUUUUCUGGAUCAAUGCCGCAUUGCAUGGGAAAUGUUACCUCCUUACGAGAACUUCACCUGGACAAUAACAAGUUAACUUCAGAAAUUCCCUUUUCUUUUUGGAAUUUGAAGGACAUAUUGAUCAUAAACUUGUCUUCAAAUAGUUUAGUUGGAAAUCUAUCACUCAAUAUCGGCAACUUAAAAGCUCUUGUGUCAUUGGAUUUGUCAAGAAAUCAUAUUUUAGGAAUCAUUCCCUCAACCAUGGAUAGCUUGCAAACUUUGCAAAAUCUCUCCUUAGCAUAUAACAAUUUGCGAGGAAAUAUUCCCAAAUUACUCGGAAAUAUUCCAAGUUUAAUGAAUUUGGACCUUUCCCAUAAUAAUUUGUCUGGUGAGAUUCCCAAAAAUUUGGAGUCACUUGUUUAUCUAAAGUUUAUCAAUCUCUCAUUUAACAAACUACAAGGAGAGAUUCCCAGUGGAGGUGUUUUCAAAAAUUUGACUGCUGAAUCUUUUAUGAUUGAUGAAGCUCUUUGUGGUAAACAAGAACUAAAAGCAUCCUCUUUUAAACAAAGACAACCAAAUUCAUGGGAUUCUUUCGAAAGGGACUCACCAAUUUUAGGAGGACAAAGAAGGAUUUCUUAUUUUGAAAUUCUAGAAGCAACUAAUGGAUUUGAUGAGAGUAACUUUAUUGGAAGUGGGAGUUAG
Molecule: messenger RNA, 2007 nt
Organism: Prosopis cineraria
Lineage: Eukaryota; Viridiplantae; Streptophyta; Magnoliopsida; Fabales; Fabaceae
Product: LRR receptor-like serine/threonine-protein kinase EFR
Exons: 12
Coding region: 1-2007 (668 amino acids)
Biological process (GO): hormone-mediated signaling pathway
Cellular component (GO): plasma membrane
Molecular function (GO): protein binding
Source: RefSeq, a predicted model, not a curated record